Chaetomium fimeti is the source of this 1873-nucleotide messenger RNA. Its product is annotated as ankyrin repeat-containing domain protein. The transcript has 3 exons. NCBI's taxonomy places the organism in Eukaryota, Fungi, Ascomycota, Sordariomycetes, Sordariales, Chaetomiaceae. The coding region runs from base 112 to 1716 and encodes 534 amino acids. The record is from RefSeq and is a predicted model, not a curated record. Gene Ontology annotation, molecular function: protein binding.
GAAGGUGACUUCGGCUCCUUGACUGGGAAAGGCAUCUUGAUUGUCCUCGAGUGAGCUUGUUCCCGGAGGCAAAUCCAGUCCAUAGAACAAAUCUCACACCAACAGAGCAUCAUGUCAUCAAAUGGUAGCGCACCUAAAAAGAAGCGCCAGAGCUUGUUAUUCUCUGUCAAGGCCAUCUUCAAAGGUUCCAAGCCGCACACGGGCGCGGGACCUACUGAUGAGUCUCCAUGGGGAAACAAGGCUGGAAGGCCCGAAAGCCUACCCACCAUUCAUGAAGCCGUCCGGGACAAUGACAUUCCCGCGGUUGGCAGAGUUUUAGCGGCCUUCCCUCAUGAGCUGGCCGAAACCGAUAACCAGGGCAUGACCCCCCUGGCCCUUGCCUUCCUCCACGGCAACUUGCCCAUGGCAAAGCAUCUCCACGCCGCGGGAGCCUCUCCCCUCUCCGAGCAUAACAACGGAGAAUCGCUCGCCUGCUUCGCCGUUAUCGCCCAAAACCCAGCCCUUGUCCGCUGGCUCGCCAGUCUCAGUCAGACCGACCUCCUCUUUAACACCCCUGGUUUGGACGGCAACUACCCACUCCACCACGCCGUCCUCCGCAAGAACCUCGACGUAAUCCGGGCCCUCCUCGAAGGCGGCGCCGACCCCAACCUCCACGCCACGCAGUCCCCCGAUCCCACCACCUCAAGCACCUCAAUUACCACCACCACCGCCACCUCAAAGCCCCCCGGCAUUGGCACUCCCCUCUUCUACGUCCUCGACGCCUGCUGGGGCUCCUCCCAACCCCCCGCCACCCGUCUCGCCACCCUCCGCCUGCUCCUCCAGCACGGCGCCUCCACCACCAUCCCCCACGAGGUCGACGGCACCUACCCGCUGCACGAGGCCAUCAUCUCGGGCUGGCCGCGCGAGUUCAUCACCGCCCUGCUCGACCACGCGGGGACCACAACCACAACCACAACCACAACCACAACCACAACCACAACCACAACCACAACCAAACCAACCAUCACAUCCUCAACACCAACAACAACAACGGUAACUGCGGCAGUAAAGGAGAUGGUAAACACCGGCACAACCCGCGGCGCAGCCCCGCGCGAUGCCGCGCUGCGGGAUACCACGCCGCUGAUGUAUGCGGCCGGCACGAGCCGGCCGUGGCUGGUGCGGCUGCUGCUGGAGAGGGGUGCUGAUGCGCGUGCGGUGAAUGCGCUAGGGGAGACGGUGCUGCAUUGGGCGGCGGUGAAUGAGGCUGUCGAGCGUAUGGAUGGGUGGGGUGGGGAGAGUGGGGAGAGUGGAAUGGGUGGGGAGGAGGCGAGGGGGAGGGAGGAGGGCGGCGGUGAGGGCGGUGAGGAGGGUGGUGGGCAGGGGAAGAAGGAUGGUGGUCGGGAGGAGGAUAAGGAGGAUGGUGAGGGCGGUAGGAAGGGUGGUGGUGCCGAGAUCAUUCGUCUGCUGGUGCAGGACCAUGGCGUCGAUGUUAAUGUGCGCUGCCAUACCGCCUCUACUCCGCUACAUGGCGCGGCGUACCGCGGGCUGUUGGAUAAUGUCACCGCGCUGUUGGAGCUGGGCGCUGAUACUGCGGUGGUGGCGGAUGAUUUGCAUUAUGAGAAGUUGGUUGGGGUUGGGGGGACGGCGGAGGAGAUGGCGAGGGGGGGAGGGCAUCGGGAAGUGGCCGAGUUUAUUAGGGAGUGGGAUAGGACGCAUUCUCGGAAGGGGCUUGCUUAACAAGGGAUGGCGUGGGUAUUUCUGAGACUUCUGAGAGCUGUAAGGACUGCCUUGGGAGAGUUCCAUGGCCUGGAUCUAGGUUGACCGGGAAGCCACUUCUAUCAACCUCCGUCGACGGGCAGCAAGUUGCGGCUUGAGGUUAUGAAACUACCUCCUU